Molecule: messenger RNA, 3028 nt
Organism: Anastrepha obliqua
Lineage: Eukaryota; Metazoa; Arthropoda; Insecta; Diptera; Tephritidae
Product: solute carrier organic anion transporter family member 1A3-like
Exons: 9
Coding region: 37-2460 (807 amino acids)
Biological process (GO): transmembrane transport; sodium-independent organic anion transport
Cellular component (GO): membrane
Molecular function (GO): protein binding
Source: RefSeq, a predicted model, not a curated record
AAGAAGACAAGUGAAAAUAAGUAAUCGAUUGCAAUCAUGGUUGAGAUCGAUGAUCAGCGCACAAAUCAUGAACAUGAACGUGAUAAGGAUGCGCAGGAUAGUCAUGAGACCAUUGAUCGGGAUAACGAUGUUGAGUCGCGUCUUCUCGACAACGGCAAUGUGAAGUCCAGUGAAAAGUCAAAUGGUGCGAAAAAUAAUGAAAAAUCACAUCAUGAUCAAUCAAUGACAGAUGAAAUCAAUCAAAUAUUAAGGGAUAUGCCGUUAACGGAUGAUAUGACGUGCGGAUUUUGGAUAUUCAAGGGACGUUUCUUUCAAAGAUUCGCGAAUCAAACAGCCUAUGUCCUACUCUACGGCAUGGUAGGUUGUGUGUUCUCAAUGACCUACGCCUACUUCAAUGGCACGAUCACAACUAUAGAGAAGCGAUUCAAAAUACCAUCGAAGAAUACCGGCAUUAUAUCAGUGGGCAAUGAUAUCAGUCAAAUGAUGGUCUCAGCGGUAUUGAGUUACUAUGCGGGUAAAGGACAUCGACCGCGUUGGAUUGGUUUUGGUCUAUUAACAAUUGUGAUUUUCUGCUUAAUGACGGUAUUGCCACAUCUUCUGUAUGGGCCUGGUGAUGAUGCAUUGGCGUUAACAGCUGAAUUUGGCGCACAACCCGAUGAAAAUGCUACUAUGGAGGCAAUCGAAAAGCAAGGUUCGAAAACGUUGUGCCGACUAAAUGGAGGUGGUGCGGAGUGUGAGGUGGGCGAAGGCAAUUUGGCGCCGCAACUGGUGCUAUUCGUGGCACAAUUUAUCUCGGGCAUUGGCGGUUCGCUAUACUACACGCUGGGCGUUUCGUAUAUGGAUGAUAAUACGAAAAAGUCUCGAACACCGGCAUUGCUAAGUUUAUCCUACUUUUUACGCAUGCUGGGUCCAGCAUUCGGUUAUGCGCUCGCUUCCUUCUGCCUGCGCGUUUAUAUAGCACCAAAUUUGCAUCCAGUCAUCAAUAAUCAGGAUCCACGCUGGUUGGGUGCUUGGUGGAUAGGUUGGUUGGUGAUCGGCGGUAUGAUCUUCUUCUCGGGCAUCUUCCUUACGAUGUUCCCGAAAGUUUUGCCACGCGCUGCAGCAAGGCGCAUGGUCGAAGAGGAGCGCCGUAAGCGUAUUUCGUUGAAAGAGCGACAAGAGAAUGGCAACAAGGAACCGACAGAGAAAGAUCGGUUAGCCGCUGAGAUGGAGGAGAAGCCAAAAGAGGAGACCAAAGCUUCAUUCAAGGAUAUGUUGGCAACAUUCAAGCGACUCACCACGAAUAAAACGUUAAUGUGCAAUAAUUUCUCCUCGGUUUUCUAUCUCUUCGGCUAUACGCCGUAUUGGAUAUUCACGCCCAAAUACAUCGAAAUACAAUACCGACAAUCAGCAGCGACUUCUAGCAUGGUCACCGGUACUGUCGCCUUGGCCUUUUCUGCCGCCGGUGUAUUACUCUCAGGCUUUGUGAUAUCGCGCUAUAAGCCACGCGCUCGCUACAUGGCUGCUUGGAAUGUUAUAGUUGGUUUCCUGGCCGUGGGUGGCAUCUUGGCAUAUGCGUUUAUCGGUUGUCCGGGCAAUGAGCAAUCGGUAAUUGUCAACAUACAUGACAGUAGUGCCGUAAACAGCACACCCACCUGCAACUCGGAUUGCCACUGCGAUUAUGUGCGCUACUCACCGGUUUGCGGCGAAAACAAUAUGACUUACAUCUCCCCUUGCCAUGCAGGCUGCAAGAAGCAACACAAAACUGCAAGUGGGCGCAAGAUUUACUUUGACUGCUCUUGCAUACCUAACAACAGCUUUAAUCAGAGUUCGAAACCCCUAUUUAAACGUCUCACUGUGAUGGAUCUGACAUCGGAGAAUUAUGAUGGCGAUGACGUUAAUGCAAGUACCACAAUAAUGUCAGAGUUGCCAACCACAACAUUGGGUACAACUUUACCAACCUCACUGAGCACGGCGUAUCCAGAUGCGCUGCUCGGUGGUCAGGCGAUAACCGGCGCCUGCCCGGUAAAUUGUUUUGCCCAGUUCGUCACUUUCUUGUCGGUGAUGUGUUGCCUUAAGUUUGUCGGCGCUACGGGACGCGCCUCGAAUUUCUUGGUAUCCGUACGUUGCGUACCCGAAAAGGAUAAAACGGCUGCAAUGGGUUUCGGUAUGAUGAUGAUGUCUAUGCUAGCAUUUAUACCAAGUCCAAUUUUCUUCGGCUGGGUGCUGGAUCGCCUUUGCCUCGUGUGGGGUAAAACGUGCACCAAUAAAGGAAAUUGUUGGCUUUACGAUCCGGAAUCACUGAGAUAUACACUCAAUAUAACCGCCUCAGUAUUUGUCGCUAUUGGUGCCUUAUUCGAUUGGGGUGUCUGGUAUUACGUGAAAGAUCUAAAAAUCUUCGAUGAGGAGGUGAAAGAGGUUGAAAUGAAAAUUGUGCAGCAUGAAGAGGAAGUGAGUUCCAUUAAGGAUUUGGAAGCAUAAGAGUUGAAAAUCUUAAAAAUAAAAAAAAAUAGUAAAUGACUAUAGUUUUUCGUGUGCUUUACCUUAAAUAUGCGAGGUUGUACUCGUAUGCGUGUGUUUUAGUGUGUAUGAUUUGUGUAUUUUAGGGUCUGCACAUGCAAGUUUCCAGUAAAUUCAAAUAUGUGUAAAUACAUACAUACAUACAUAUGUACAUAAGCUAAUGUUUAUUGUAAAAAUAUACAGUUAUUGGUUUGCUAAAAUAGUUUAAUAGUUCAUUUGUAAAUACAAGCAAUUGAUUCUACGCUAAUUUACCAAAGCCUUAGCCAACCUUUUUACAUGCAUAUGACGGCUCAGUUUAUACAUACAUAUGUACAUAUAAACUUAUUAUAUGUGAACAAAUUUGUUGUGCUUUAUUAUCAUUUUUUGAUAGAAAACGAAGAUCCAUAAUUUAAUAUUUGUAUAUAGCGGAUUAAGAACAAAGUAUUAUUAGCUAAGUUUUGAGUAUUCACACAUCGACUAAUAUAAAGUUUAAUUAUUGUACAUACAUGCAUACAAAAAAAAUGUGGAACAUUCAGAAUAAAGUAAGGUU